Molecule: messenger RNA, 3315 nt
Organism: Pan troglodytes (chimpanzee)
Lineage: Eukaryota; Metazoa; Chordata; Mammalia; Primates; Hominidae
Gene: NVL
Product: nuclear VCP like
Biological process (GO): ribosome biogenesis
Cellular component (GO): nucleus
Molecular function (GO): ATP hydrolysis activity; RNA binding; preribosome binding
Source: RefSeq, a predicted model, not a curated record
GGGGAACCAAUAAAGUUGAGCGCGUUCAAAGGGGUCCUAAUCUUCCAGGGUCCACUGGGCAGGCCUGCAAAAUAAGGCCCCUAGAAACUCCCUGAGGUUUUCAAGUCUUCUCCCUCUCCUCGGAAUUUUUUCCCCUUCAUUCGCAUUACUUUUAUUCUGACGGAAACGGCGCGGGCUAGGCCCCAGGAGGGGCGUAUUUCAGGUGCAACUGGCCCGGCGAUCGCGGUGGGCAACCCCUACGAGGCCCCCGGUUGACUAGGAGCUGGCGGUCCGAGCUGUGGCUUGGAAGACCGAAGCGAUGAAGCCCAGACCUGCAGGGUUCGUGGAUAAUAAACUCAAGCAGCGAGUCAUCCAGUACCUUACCAGUAACAAAUGUGGCAAAUAUGUGGACAUUGGAGUCUUAGCGUCUGAUUUACAAAGAGUGUACAGUAUAGACUAUGGUCGAAGAAAAAGAAAUGCUUUUAGGAUUCAGGUAGAAAAAGUAUUUAGCAUAAUUAGUAGUGAGAAGGAACUUAAGAAUUUAACAGAAUUAGAAGAUGAACAUUUGGCAAAAAGGGCAAGACAAGGUGAAGAGGAUAAUGACGUCUCGCUCUGUCACCCAGGCUUCAGUGCACUGGCACAAUCAUGGCUUACCGCAGUCUUGACGUCCCAGGCCCAAGCGAUCCUCCCACCGCAGCCUCACAGGUAUACUGAAAGCUAUUCUGAUGAUGAUUCAAGUAUGGAAGACUACCCAGAUCCACAGUCAGCAAAUCACAUGAACAGUUCCCUGCUGUCUUUAUAUCGGAAAGGAAAUCCUGAUUCUGUUUCAAAUACUCCUGAGAUGGAGCAAAGAGAAACCACCUCUUCAACACCACGGAUAAGUUCCAAAACAGGCUCCAUUCCCUUGAAGACCCCUGCCAAAGAUUCUGAGGGAGGAUGGUUUAUUGACAAAACCCCAAGUGGAAAGAAAGACAGUUUUUUCUUGGACCUGUCAUGUGAGAAAAGUAAUCCUAAGAAGCCAAUAACUGAGAUACAGGAUUCAAAAGAUUCUUCUCUUUUGGAGAGUGAUAUGAAACGGAAAGGCAAGCUAAAGAAUAAAGGAAGCAAAAGGAAGAAAGAAGAUCUUCAGGAAGUAGAUGGAGAAAUUGAAGCUGUCCUGCAAAAGAAAGCUAAAGCCAGGGGUUUAGAAUUCCAGAUCUCCAACGUGAAGUUUGAAGAUGUGGGAGGCAAUGAUAUGACAUUAAAAGAGGUCUGCAAGAUGCUCAUACACAUGCGUCACCCGGAGGUGUACCACCACCUGGGCGUCGUGCCCCCUCGUGGAGUUCUCCUUCAUGGACCACCAGGCUGUGGGAAGACAUUACUUGCACAUGCAAUUGCUGGGGCUGAGUGCAGUGGCAUGAUCACAGCUCACUGCAGCUUUGACUUCUCAGGUCCUCCUGCCUCAGCCUCACAGGAACUUGACCUGCCAAUUUUGAAAGUGGCUGCUCCAGAGAUUGUGUCUGGAGUAUCCGGAGAGUCUGAGCAGAAGCUGAGAGAACUAUUUGAGCAAGCUGUGUUAAAUGCACCAUGUAUCAUUUUCAUUGAUGAAAUUGAUGCUAUUACCCCCAAAAGAGAAGUGGCUUCAAAAGAUAUGGAACGAAGAAUUGUAGCCCAACUCCUAACCUGCAUGGAUGAUCUGAAUAAUGUGGCUGCUACAGCCCGGGUCCUAGUUAUUGGAGCUACUAAUCGACCAGACUCGUUAGACCCUGCUUUGAGACGUGCGGGAAGGUUCGACCGAGAAAUAUGCCUAGGUAUCCCAGAUGAAGCAUCCAGGGAAAGAAUACUUCAAACAUUGUGCAGAAAACUGAGGCUUCCUCAAGCUUUUGAUUUCUGUCACUUAGCACACCUAACUCCAGGCUUUGUUGGUGCUGAUCUCAUGGCACUAUGCCGAGAGGCAGCAAUGUGUGCAGUCAAUAGAGUCUUAAUGAAGCUACAGGAACAGCAGAAGAAAAAUCCUGAAAUGGAAGAUUUGCCAUCUAAAGGAGUCCAGGAGGAAAGGCUGGGAACUGAGCCCACUUCUGAAACACAGGAUGAAUUACAAAGGCUGCUGGGGUUGCUAAGAGACCAAGAUCCCCUCUCAGAGGAGCAGAUGCAAGGACUGUGCAUUGAACUGAAUGAUUUCAUUGUUGCUCUAUCCUCAGUCCAACCCUCUGCCAAAAGGGAAGGCUUUGUCACUGUCCCUAAUGUGACAUGGGCAGAUAUUGGUGCCCUGGAAGACAUUAGAGAGGAGCUCACCAUGGCAAUAUUGGCACCAGUACGCAACCCAGACCAGUUCAAAGCUCUUGGAUUGGUGACUCCAGCUGGGGUCCUCCUUGCUGGUCCUCCUGGCUGUGGGAAGACUCUGCUGGCGAAGGCUGUUGCAAAUGAGUCCGGACUAAAUUUUAUAUCUGUCAAGGGCCCCGAAUUACUAAACAUGUAUGUUGGUGAGAGUGAACGUGCUGUGCGACAAGUUUUUCAACGAGCCAAGAACUCAGCACCCUGUGUGAUAUUCUUUGAUGAAGUGGAUGCUUUAUGUCCUCGAAGAUCAGACCGAGAGACAGGGGCAAGUGUCCGAGUGGUGAAUCAGCUACUUACAGAGAUGGAUGGUCUGGAAGCACGCCAGCAGGUUUUUAUUAUGGCAGCCACUAACAGGCCAGAUAUAAUUGACCCUGCAAUCCUGCGCCCAGGCCGCCUGGACAAAACACUGUUUGUGGGUUUACCGCCCCCUGCAGAUCGCCUUGCCAUCUUAAAAACUAUCACAAAAAAUGGUACCAAACCACCACUGGAUGCAGAUGUAAAUUUGGAAGCAAUUGCUGGUGACCUUCGCUGUGAUUGCUAUACGGGCGCAGAUCUCUCUGCUUUGGUACGAGAAGCUUCUAUCUGUGCCCUGAGACAGGAAAUGGCAAGACAGAAGAGUGGAAAUGAAAAAGGUGAACUCAAGGUUAGUCAUAAGCAUUUUGAAGAAGCUUUCAAGAAAGUAAGAUCAUCUAUAUCAAAAAAGGAUCAAAUCAUGUAUGAACGUUUGCAGGAGUCCCUCAGCCGGUGACGUCUCCAGCAGCCAGCUUAGAGGAGCUAGCCCAUCAAGCCGGCAGAGAAUCCCCCACACGCUCUGAAGAACCCGCUUUCAGCUGGACACAGGCGCGGCCUCAUGUAAACAUUUUAUUUUCAAAUGAAUGAGGCCAAGCUGAAGCUGAAGAUUCUUCCCAUCUGGCCAGCCUCGUGUGAAAAUGCCUUCUUCCUCUUUAAGAAAAAGGACAAUUUUUAAACUGCUGAAAUAAAAUGACUGUUACAUUUUUCAAAUAAAACUUUUACUUUGAA